AUGGCUCACCAUGGCGCCGGGAAUCCUCGCUACGGCGGCCAUUCUAGCCAGUUCGGCGACACCACGCUCACCAAGGUCUUCGUGGGAGGCCUUGCGUGGGAGACUCAAACAGAAACCAUGCGCAAGUAUUUUGAGCAGUUCGGCGAGAUUCUUGAAGCAGUUGUAAUCACGGAUCAGGCUGCACAAAGAGCGUGUCUUGACCCGUCGCCAGUCAUAGACGGUAGAAGGGCCAACUGCAACCUCGCUUCGUUAGGACAGAAGCAGCGUCCGCAGCAGCCGCGAGGACAGCAGGGUGGAGUGCCGUUCGGCGGGUACCCACCGCAACACCCGUACCCCAUGUACCCGCUACAAGGCUAUCCCAUGUCACCCUUCGGGUACCCUCAGCAGUUUCAGGAAGGAGCCGGCUACGGAUUUCCACAGGGAGUGUUUCCGCCGUACGGCCCUCAGGGCUUUCCUGCGCAGCCGGGGAUGUUUGUACCGCCUGUAGGGACAGCCACGCCUGGGGGCAUGUAUCCUGGAUAUCCUCCUGCUGCGUUCGGGCCGACGCAAGCGGCGCAGGCAGCAGGGGGAUUUCCGGGAGGCCCUUCUAUGAUGCCAUCCGCCCCGCAACCAGCUGGCGUGGCUGGUGCUGCGCAACCUUUUGGGUUCCAACAGAUGCAAGGAGGACAAUCCCAAGGUUUUCAGGGGACGGGCGAGCAGCAGAUGGGAGGUGCCAGCCAGCUUGCAGGAGGCCCUGGGGCGCAACCAAGCCAAGGUGCACAGGAAGGGACUGGAGCAAUGCCAACACAGCAGCAAUACGGAGUCCCCAUGCAAGGGGGUCAAUCGCCAUUCUCAGGGCAACACCAAGGGCCAACUGGAUAG
Messenger RNA from Closterium sp. Yama58-4, 861 nucleotides. Lineage: Eukaryota; Viridiplantae; Streptophyta; Zygnematophyceae; Desmidiales; Closteriaceae. The record is from the annotation of a GenBank genome assembly.